Molecule: messenger RNA, 1925 nt
Organism: Serpula lacrymans var. lacrymans S7.9
Lineage: Eukaryota; Fungi; Basidiomycota; Agaricomycetes; Boletales; Serpulaceae
Exons: 6
Coding region: 76-1812 (578 amino acids)
Biological process (GO): attachment of mitotic spindle microtubules to kinetochore; kinetochore assembly; spindle attachment to meiosis I kinetochore
Cellular component (GO): kinetochore
Molecular function (GO): centromeric DNA binding
Source: RefSeq, a predicted model, not a curated record
ACGCCCUACUUUACUGCCACACCCUGUCACAGUACUAAGACAUCGAGGUCGCUGUCGAGCUCAUCGUCCGCAACGAUGCCGCGAGAACCUGAACGCAGAAAAUCAAGCAUAGGAAGUCGCAGGGGCCCUCCAAAACGACAUAUCCCAUUUCGCGGCGACGACCUAGGCCUGGGCAAGAAGACAGGCAUUACUGUUGACUAUGUUGACCCGGACUCGGAUGAAUUCGAGCCUUUUGUAGAGAUCAUGAAACAGGCAGACAAAAGACCCCAACCACAAGUAAAGACAAAGAAGAAGAAGGUAUCUCUCGCCCCACCUUUGGAGCUCGAUGAGGAUGGAGAAAUGUCUAUGGAUCUCGCAGAAAGCAAUCAAGGCAGUCCUUUGGCAUACUUCACGAAUGCGCAUAGAUCAAUUGCUCCGAAUAGCAUUAACAGAAUUGGAUCCUCCUCUCGCGCCAUUCCACGCGUUUCCGAUGUCGAUUAUGACCAAGUACCUUCCCCUCGACCCCGUUCUUCUCUAUACUCCAGACGCUCUUCUUUGGCAAAUGGCGCAGGCCCAUCGAACCUUUCAACAUCUCACACUGCACUCGAUCCAGAACUAGGCUUUGAGGACGCAGACGGCGGGUUUGAUGACUACGAGCCUCCAGAGAAUAAUGCAUCCCCUGAAGUCAGUCCGAGAAGAACAAGCUUUACGCAAAUAGAUCAGGAUGGUGAAGAUGAGGAGGAAGCUGCGGCAAUAGAAGAGGACAUUAUCAGUCGCCCUCAGUCUUCGAGGAAGGGGAAGGGGAGGGCAGAUCCGACUGUUAAUGAUGAUAUCGAGCAAGGUAGUGAUGAGAAUGUCGAAGAUGAAAUAGCUCGAGGACUGGAAGAUGUAGACAACGGUGAAGCAGAUGCAGAGGAGGACCCAGAGAAUGACCCACCUGCUAAGAAGACUCGAACAGAAGAAGAGCAAACGAAGAAAUCAAAGGGGCGACCAAAGAAGGCCGACAAGGUGAUGCAAAGUGCUGAACGAUCGCCAGAUCCACAAGAAGUUCGACGCGGAAAGCGACAUCGAUAUCAGCCCCUGGAGUAUUGGCGUCAGGAGCGCGUAAAGUAUGGUCGUAGGGACUCGGGAGUCACACUUGUGCCGCAGAUCAAGGAAAUUAUACGAGUUCCAAAAGAGCCUAUAGUUACACUGGGGAAAGUGUCAAAGAAGCGGAAACGACCAUCGAAUCCUAAGAAUCCUGAAGAAGGAUGGGAUGACAACACGGAAACAAUGGGGAUCGUCAAGGACUAUGUUACAGGCGAAGAAGUUGAGAGACGUGUUGCGUGGACCAGUAAGAUGGUACAGCCAAAGCAAGCAGCAAAUAGUGAUUGGUUGUUCCAAAAAAUAUUUGGAGACGGGGAUUUCAUAGCAGCUGGUCAACUUGUGAUACCACCAAAAGGUCGUAAACCAAGUAAAGGCUCAAAAGACAACACAUACGUCUUCUAUGUGGUUGAGGGUGCAAUUAGUCUCCAAAUACACGAAACCGACCUUGUCCUUGCAACAGGUGGUAUGUUUCUUGUUCCUCGUGGCAACACAUAUUUUAUCGAGAAUAUCUGUGAUCGUAACGCCAAACUCUUUUUCACCCAAGCCCGGAAGGUUCCGAUGUCAGACGAAGAGUUCUCAGACCGCAUGGCGCAGUCAGUCCCACCUUCUGUCAGACCAAGGUUUUCUGAUUCUGCUGGGCCCUCAGUGGACCCCCGUGGAGGAAAGUCUUCUAGUGCUGCCGUACCACCAGUGAAGAAGGAGAAGAAGGGUACAGGAAACAAGAGAGCAGCUUCGACGAAAGUCUGACACAUCAUAACUUGAGCCUGUAAAAACCCUUCAUGUACAGCACUGAUUUUCGAGGUACAUACUUCAUUAUCAUUUGACUUAUUGAUUUACCCCAGUCACAUUCCAUGUAUCUC